AUGCCACUUUUUGGCUGGAUGAAAUGGCCAAAAUACGAUGCCUACAAACCCGCACACUGUCCUGGCUCAGAUGUAGUGACAAAGACCCUGCUUCGGGAAUUAAAGUGGCAUCUGAAGGAGCGAGAGAGACUAAUACAAGAGAUUGAAAAUGAACAAAAAGUAAAAAAAACAGGAGUGGAUUACAACUGGCUGAGAAACCACCAGAACCCCCACAUGACCAUCCCGGCUACUGAACAAAGACAACUUGAAGUCCUUUGCUCACAAGUUCAACCUUGUCAGACCGGAACUAUUCUCAGCAGAUUUCGAGAAGUUUUAGCAGAAAAUGAUGUACUGCCAUGGGAAAUAGUCUACAUCUUCAAGCAAGUUCUGAAAGACUUCCUAAACAGUGCUGACAAAGGCAACCAGCAGGAAGGCCUGGAAGAGUCAAGGAACACAGACUGUCCUGUUCCUUCUGUGAUGCCAGGCUCAAGCUCCAAGAGUUCAGACAAAGACGAAAUACCCACUAUUUCCAGUUACGUGGACAAAACCACAAAGAACAGGUUCCCAGCAUUCUCACACAGAAUAUGGAACCUACCAUAUUAUUACCCAUCAAGUUAA
This is a messenger RNA of Puma concolor (puma), 597 nucleotides long. It is a transcript of the gene RD3L, whose product is annotated as RD3 like. Lineage: Eukaryota; Metazoa; Chordata; Mammalia; Carnivora; Felidae. The record is from RefSeq and is a predicted model, not a curated record.